AGCCAUCUAGAAAACUUGGGAUUUCUAAAAAGUCUUCAUAUCUGGAAUCGAACACGUAGGUGCCCACUUUCCAGAGGCAAUGAAACUGUUAGUACAGAAAGGAGGGAUGUUUAGACAAGGAGGUCCACGGUCUCAUGGAAUCUGGAAACAAUCAGGAGAGGGAAGUUGAGUAAUGACGGGGAAGUUGCUGUUCUGCAGCCAGGAAAGCCAUGCCUUGAGAGAACGCUGGAGGAAGUGGACUUGUUCACAGCCGAUUGUUCAAAGGAGACAGUUGGUUACGGGACAGAAGUGCCUGCCCUGGAGCUAUGGUCCACGCCUUCCUCAUCCACAACUUGCGGGCUCCGCAGGCCCAGGACACGGGCCUUUGCCGAGUGCUCUACUCCUGCGUCUUUGGUGCCGAGAAUUCACCUGAUGACCCACGGCCACAUGGUGCUGAGAGGGACAGGCUCCUUCGAAAGGAGCAGAUUUUGGCUGUGGCCAGGCAGGUGGAAUCCAUGUGCCAGCUUCAGCAGCAGGCAUCUGGCCGGACCUCCAUGGACCUGCAGCUUCAGUCCUCAGAUGAGCCAGUGCCCCUGCAUGAGGCCCCACAUGGGGCCUUCCGCCUGGCAGCAGGGGACCCUUUCCAGGAGCCUCGGACAGUGGUGUGGCUGGGUGUGCUCUCAUUAGGCUUCGCCCUGGUGCUGGAUGCCCAUGAGAACCUGCUGCUGGCUGAGAGCACACUCCGGCUGCUGGCACGCCUCCUUCUGGAUCACCUCCGGCUGCUUACCCCCAGCACCAACCUCUUGCUUAGGGCUGAUCGCAUCGAGGGCAUCCUUGCCCGCUUCCUGCCCCAUGGUCAACUGCUCUUCCUCAAUGACCAGUUUGUCCAGGGUCUGGAGAAGGAACUCAGUGCUUCCUGGCCCCGCUGACCCCUCACUGGGAAGGGGCUUCCUGAGGGGCAGGGAAGGAGGACAGGGAUGGAUGGACACACAGCCAGGUGAAUCUUGGCAUUGGCCUCCUUCCCAGCCUGCUCCCAGCUCUGCUGUGCUACCACAUCCAGGACAAGUGGACGGGACAAGCUGGCAGAAAAGAGGGCUGGGCAAAGGGUGGUGAGGAGGAAUCCUGGAACAUCCUGUGCCUGGAGCUGCCAUGUGACUCAUUUAGACUGCAUAGUGGACCAGUCUCACCUGUCCUUGACCCCAGUUUCUCCCAUCCCCGGCAGCCAGCCCCCAAAACAGUCCACCAGUUGCUAGUGUUGGAGCAUGAGGAGUGGAACUCAGCCCACUUUCUCCUUCCAAACCCAUAGUCCUCACAGUGCAAAAGGAACCUGAGACUCCCAGGGUGGGGGAGCUGGUUGCUGUAUUUGCACUCACUUAGGCAACAUUACCAACAAGGAUUUUGUCAGUGAGGACCUGCUCAGUGUCCAGCCCCACCACAGUUCACAAAUGUGUCUGUCGUUCAUUCAGCAGGGGAAUUCUGUAGCUCUCUUUGGGCCCAUCCCUUGCCCACCAGGCAACUUCAAGAUGAUGCUAGGUUUCCUUUGUCUUCAGGGAGAGAAGAUACCAUCAGAUGGGUGCAAGAAGUCUAGCCAGGAUGAAGUUGUCUUUCUUGUUUUGAAUUAAAAGCACUGAUUGUGUGAUUUCAUUCUUUGUUUCUGUAAGUUUGGAUAAUGUAUAUUUGCUCUUAUGAGUACGUGUCUCUUUGGCACUGAGCUGGGUAUCUGAGCUUUCAUGAUCAAAGAUGCCCCCAAGAAGCAUCUUGGGAGGUCUCCAGCUCUUGUGCCCCAUAUCACCCCUGUAGCCUUAUGGGCCUCCUUUGGGUGGUAGUACUUGUUUUCUGUACCAAAAUGUGGCAGGUUGGUGUGGAUCUCUGAGAAGCAGAGCCUGAGACGAGGAUUAGAGGAUUAGUUACAAGUCGCUUACAUGGGAGGUGAUUCCAGGAAGUACUGGAAGGGAAGGCAGCCCAUACAGGUACAUUAUCUAGGGUGGGUUGGGAGCUUAGUGCCUUUGGGGGCCUGUAACACAACAGUCACUUUUGAGUGACCUUGCUUCAAGGGUGAGGGACUAAGAAUGUUUGCCAUUCUCUUCAGUCAGUGGUUUUGAGUUGGUCUUAAGACAAAUUACCUGGCUCUUUCUGCCCCCAGAAAAAGGCAUUGUGGUGCUGGGCCUGGCUGCAUGAUGGUCAAACCCAAAAGGAUAUGGGUGCGGCACCAAACUCCUGUUAUGAGUCUUUAACCAGCAGCUCCUUGUGGUGGCUUAAAAUGAUUCAAUUGGGGGCGCCGUCUGUUAAGCACCUGACACUUGGUUUCAACUUAGGUCAUUAUCUCAUGGUUCGUGAGCCCCAAGUCGGCCUUCUUGGGAUUCUCUCUCUCCCACUCUGUCCCUCCCCUAUUUGUGUGUGCAUGCAUGCACUCUCUAUCUCAAAUAAGUAAACGUUAAAAAAAAAAAAACUGGAAAAAAAAUUUCCUUAUUCUUUAUUGUCAGUACCACACUGUCUUGAUUACUGUUGCUUUAGAUAGUAGUAAGUCUUCAAGGCAGAUAGUGUCAGUCCUCCAGCUUUGUUCUUCAAUAAUGAGUUGGCUAGGGGUACCUGGAUGGCUCAGUCAGUUAAGCAUCCUGACUUCAGCUCAAGUCGUGAUCUCAUAGUUCAUAAAU
This is a messenger RNA of Prionailurus viverrinus (fishing cat), 2633 nucleotides long. It is a transcript of the gene AP5S1, whose product is annotated as adaptor related protein complex 5 subunit sigma 1. Gene Ontology annotation, cellular component: late endosome; lysosome; cytosol. The transcript is spliced from 3 exons. The record is from RefSeq and is a predicted model, not a curated record. NCBI's taxonomy places the organism in Eukaryota, Metazoa, Chordata, Mammalia, Carnivora, Felidae. The coding region runs from base 306 to 908 and encodes 200 amino acids. Gene Ontology annotation, biological process: endosomal transport; double-strand break repair via homologous recombination.